Dunckerocampus dactyliophorus (ringed pipefish) is the source of this 3293-nucleotide messenger RNA. It is a transcript of the gene nr1d4a, whose product is annotated as nuclear receptor subfamily 1, group D, member 4a. The coding region runs from base 450 to 2138 and encodes 562 amino acids. The record is from RefSeq and is a predicted model, not a curated record. Gene Ontology annotation, molecular function: nuclear receptor activity; RNA polymerase II cis-regulatory region sequence-specific DNA binding; zinc ion binding. NCBI's taxonomy places the organism in Eukaryota, Metazoa, Chordata, Actinopteri, Syngnathiformes, Syngnathidae. The transcript is spliced from 8 exons. Gene Ontology annotation, biological process: negative regulation of transcription by RNA polymerase II; hormone-mediated signaling pathway; positive regulation of transcription by RNA polymerase II.
GGUACAAAGACUGAGCCACAUUCCACACAAACACAAGUUGGUGGCGCUCACAUUUUCUACUCACCUGCAAACGUGAUGAAUGUGGGUGUUUGUAUCAGUGGGUGUGUGUGUCACGCAUGACACACGCGGAUGUGCUGAGUCUACUUUCUUGGAAGGCAUGCGUAGAAGGCUUUAAUCCUCACUAGCAGAGACGCGGGAAGCGGAGCGCAGCAAGUAUCCAGGUUACCUCCGAGAAGAAGCGCUCCAAGUCCACACUGAGGCAGAGACACCAGUCUGCACACAGUUAACAGGGAGGGGACACUUUAAGCCAGUUCCAUCACCUUCAUUGUUUUGCUCCAUGGAGCAGGUGUUUUGGCUUUGACAAAUCUUGAAAAGAUCUGUUUCAGUCUGAUUUGAGUUCAAAGUUUAUCUUCAAGUUUUCUUUCAAGCCACUAAGAUCUUCAGGAGAAAUGGACAACAGCCCUGGUGCAGGUGGAGGAGUCAUCCUAUAUGCAGGCUCCUCUGGAAGCGCCAGCCCCAGCCCAGGCAGCCCCUCAAGUGGGUACCAGACACAGUCACCUUCCUCCCACUCGCAGCCAUCAUCGCCAGAGGAGGUUACCUUCACAGAAAUUGGAGCACUGAAACAGAAGGCAGCAGGGUCCCCCUCUCCAACUUCUAAACUGGUGUUCCAGUUCCCGGAGGUCUAUAGUAGCCCUCCUCCUGCAGUAGCGACUCCCCAGCAAACCUAUGCACAUCCAAUUGCUGGAAAAAGACCAUGUGGCUUCCCAGGAACUUUCACAAAAAAUGGCGGGAUGGUGCUGCUCUGUAAGGUUUGUGGGGACAUUGCAUCUGGUUUCCACUAUGGAGUUCAUGCAUGUGAAGGAUGCAAGGGAUUUUUCCGCCGCAGCAUCCAGCAAAACAUCAACUACAAGAUGUGUGUGAAGAACGAGAGCUGUCUCAUCAUGCGCAUGAACCGCAACCGGUGCCAGCACUGUCGAUUCAAGAAGUGCCUGUCUGUUGGCAUGUCGAGAGAUGCUGUGCGUUUUGGCCGCAUACCUAAAAGAGAGAAGCAGCGGCUUCUGGAUGAGAUGCAGAGCUACAUGAACAGCUUAAAUGAGUCAGCUGCUAUGGACAUGGACUCAUCCUCUGUGAAAGAUACACCCCGCAGCGACGAAGAUGGCAGCUCAAAAGAGGCCAUCGGGGCCAUCUCCAGAGCCUACCAUGACAUCUUCAGUGGGAGUAGCCAGGAGAGGACAGCCAAGAGGGCUAAAAUCACCACCAGCAAUAACAACAACAGCAGCACUUCUCAAAAUGGCACUUUCUCGCAGAUUGCAGCAACACCACAUUUUGGACAGAGUUACCAGUCUUGCCCAGUUGAUGACAACCAGGUUAUGUUCCAUAACAUGGACAACAAUCGCUACACUUACUUAGUGUCAGCAAAUCAGAAUCAUCAGUCAAAUAGUGCAACCCCUCAAAGAGGCCCUGCCAAUUAUUUUUGCAAAGCAGGAAAUGCCACAAGUCAGACUUCCUGCCCUUGGAAGUUAGCUCCGGGAGCAAAAGUGCUGGCCUGUCCUCUUAAUGCAUGCCCUGUAUCUGGGGAAGAGCGCACGAGUCAGGAGAUUUGGGAGUCCUUUUCUCAGUGUUUCACCCCUGCCGUCAAGGAGGUGGUAGAAUUCGCCAAGGGCAUCCCAGGAUUUCAGGAGCUUAGCCAGCAGGACCAGGUCAUGCUGCUUAAAUCGGGCACCUUCCAGGUUCUGAUGGUGAGGUUCUGCACCUUGUUCAAUGCUGCCGAGCAUACAGUGACCUUCCUGAAUGGCCAAACAUACCCCCUGUCCACCCUGCAGGCUUUGGGCAUGGGCUCCCUACUAGAUGCAAUGUUUGACUUCAGUGAGAAGUUGGGCUCCAUGGGGCUUGAGCCUGAUGAAAUGGCCCUGUUCAUGGCUGUGGUGCUGGUCUCUGCAGAUCGUUCUGGCAUCUCAGACGUGCACGCCGUUGAGCAGCUACAGGAGGGUCUAAUCCGUGCCCUGCGAUCACUGAUCACUCGCCGCCGUCCUGAUGACACCUGUCUAUUCCCCAAACUCCUCCUGCGACUGCCAGAUCUCCGUACUCUCAACAAUCUACACUCCGAAAAACUUUUGGCCUUUCAUAUUGACCCUUGACUAAGCCACUCAAGCAAGGAAAAACACAUCACACGCAUUUACAUACACACAUACACACGUUACCUUCCAAGCAUGGGACUUCCUUUGUAGGAGAGGAUGAAAGAAUGGUGCGAUCUACGGAGAGGUUUUUUUUUUUUUUUAAGAAAAAGAAAUAGCAAUGAUCCUUUGGAUCCACCAUUCUAUAGUGUCUACUUCUCUAUUGGGACAAAUAAACAUGUGUAAACCCCAACACCUCUUGAGAGAUACCAUUCCAGUGACAAUAUAAAUCAUUGUGUUGAUAUGACUGUGUUCAACAAAACCAUUUGUGCACUCACUCUUUAUAUCCAGCGUGUACUUAAGAGUAACAGCCAUUUCACCUCUGUUUAUAAAUACUCAUAACCUAUCAACAGACCAUCAAAUAUUGUAGAUCCAAACAUUUUUUUUAUCUUAAGGACCAUUCAUGUUGAAGAGACAUGAGUUUGUUUGUUUUUAAGAGAAAGGGAAUGUCUUUACAAAAUCGAAAAUAUCGUCAGUAUAUCACUGUUUCACCAUCUGCAUUAAUACUAAAAUGAGACCAUUCAUUUAUUGAGUCACCUGUACACAAUAAUUCUAAAACCUCACCAGCCAUUUCAAAUAAGUUCACAAAUACAUUGUAUCUGCAUCACUAUAUCACAUCUAGAUUGAUGAAAAGGCUCCAUGCAUGUUAGGUUUUGUAGUUCUUUUAUUUUUCUUUCUGUAAAUAUGAUGUCUAUCUUAAAGCGACUGAACAGAUAUGAUGGAUGGUAAAUUGGUUUCGGGUUAGGUUGCUUUGCACGGGAGAACACGUAGUAGGGAUUCUAGAUGGACCUUUGAGACACUGCCUGCUGCACUGACGUGAUGUAACCAACCAGCAUAAUCCCUGGAAUCACCAGCACUCACUCCACAUGCACUUGGCUCCUUUCCCCCAAUGUUUGUCAUACAAACUAAAGAGAUAUUACACUGUAGGGUGGGAGAUCUUAUUUGAUUGGUUGUCUCACUGAUUGCUUGAUUGAAUAUGGCUGAUUGAGCACUUGUAUAUUUUGUACAUUUUUGCUCUUUAAUAGAAAUGAUAUAAAGUUCAGAUUGUGUAUUAACAUGCCUGUGUUGUUUUUGAAACAAAUAUUUUCAUUAAAAGUAUGAUGCACAAGGAAAUGAUCU